Messenger RNA from Gossypium arboreum, 660 nucleotides. RefSeq lists its product as uncharacterized. Bases 1 to 660 code for a protein of 219 amino acids. The record is from RefSeq and is a predicted model, not a curated record. The transcript is spliced from 3 exons. NCBI's taxonomy places the organism in Eukaryota, Viridiplantae, Streptophyta, Magnoliopsida, Malvales, Malvaceae.
AUGUUAAUAUUCCAGAUUGUGAACAUUGUGGGAAAAAGCACAGAGAGAUCGGUCUCUAUUGCUAGAGGCAGAGGAUCGGGUAGAGGUGGAUCAAUAUCUAGAGGAGGAGGUACUAGAAGAGGGAAUGACAUAGUGACCCAGCAGUCUGAAGCUAGGGGGCCGGCUAGAACAUAUGUGGUCAGAACCCGAGAAGAAGGUGAUGCUCAUGAUGUGGUAACAGUUGACUUGUUAAUUAUGCCAUUUGGGGAUUUUGAUAUAAUAUUGGGAAUGGAUUGGUUAUCUGAAUAUGAAGUGAUCUUGGAUAGCUAUAAAAAGAGAUUCAGCAUUCAGACAGUGAGUGAAAGUCGGGUUAAAGUAAAUGGUAUUCAUACUAGUGGGCCAGCACGAAUUAUUUCAGUAAUAAAGGCUAGUAAGUUACUUCAGCAGGGUUGUUCAGCACAUUUGGCAUAUGUUAUUAAUUCAGAUUCAAUUGGAAGCCAGUGUGGUAAAAUUCAGACAAUUUGUGAGUUUCUUGAUGUAUUUCCUAAAGAAUUACCGGGUUCACCGCCAGAUAGGGAGGUCAAGUUCGCUAUUGAGGUUUAUCCUGGCAUAGCUCCAAUCUCUAUACCUCCUUACCGGAUGUCACAUAAAGAGUUAAAAGAGCUGAAGAUACAGUUCUAA